Hyaena hyaena (striped hyena) is the source of this 2420-nucleotide messenger RNA. It is a transcript of the gene MTHFSD, whose product is annotated as methenyltetrahydrofolate synthetase domain containing. Bases 197 to 1327 code for a protein of 376 amino acids. The record is from RefSeq and is a predicted model, not a curated record. Gene Ontology annotation, cellular component: cytoplasm. Gene Ontology annotation, molecular function: nucleic acid binding. Lineage: Eukaryota; Metazoa; Chordata; Mammalia; Carnivora; Hyaenidae. The transcript is spliced from 8 exons.
GCUUGGGGGUCCAGGCGGCGGCGGUCUCGGACCUGGUACCCGACGCCGCCGGCGGAGUAAGACAGCGGGGAGAAGAGAGAGGGCUACUUGCUGUGCACAUGGCGGUGUCGGUGGGCGACACCUGUGAGACCUGCAGUCGCCUCCCUGGAAACCAGGUAUUUCCAAGCAGGACAUUCGAGAGCAGAUCUGGGACUACAUGGAAUCCCAAAAUCUAGCGGAUUUCCCUCGGCCUGUUCAUCACAGGAUUCCCAACUUCAAGGGCUCUUACCUGGCUUGCCAAAACAUCAGAGACCUAGACGUUUUUGCCAGGACACGGGAAGUGAAAGUGGGCCCUGACAAGUCGCUGGAAGGCGUCCGGCUGCUGGCGUUGCAGAGCAAAAAAACGUUGUUGGUGCCAACACCACGGCUGAGAACGGGGUUAUUUAAUAAGAUCACACCACCCCCCGGGGCAACGAAGGACAUCCUGAGAAAAUGCGCCACCUCUCAGGGCGUGCGGAACUAUAGCACUCCCGUGGGCUUGGACUCCAGGGUCCUGGUGGACUUGGUGGUGGUGGGCUCCGUCGCUGUUUCUGAAAAAGGCUGGAGAAUUGGGAAAGGAGAAGGUUAUGCUGACCUGGAAUACGCCAUGAUGGUGUCGAUGGGAGCGGUCACCCCGGGGACCCCGGUGGUCACCAUUGUCCACGACUGCCAGGUCAUCGACAUACCCGAAGCAUUGCUCGAGGACCACGAUCUCACCGUGGACUACAUCGUCACUCCAACGAGAGUCGUUGCCACGGGGUGUGAGCGCCCAAAGCCAGCGGGGAUCUUGUGGUCCAAGAUCAGCUGUGAGGUGAUGGGGAGAAUCCCAAUCCUCCGGAGCCUUCGCUACCGAGAGAAGCAGGCUGGGAAGGACGUCGCCCUCCGGGACGAGUCCCGGGGCCUCCUGGGAGCCGGCAGCCGGCCGCCAGCUCGCCCAGGCGCCGUCAGGGGGCCUCGGGACCCACCCCCUUCAGAGCCCUGCUCUGCGCAGGGGGAGGACGGGCCGGCUGACACUGUGUGCAUCGGGAACCUUCCCCGGGAUGCCAGAGUGAGCGAGCUGAAGAGAGCCCUCAGAGAAGUCGGCGCCGUCCCCGAGAGGCUCACGUGGCAGGGGCCACGGCGCAGGGCCCUCCUGCAUUACCAGGCCGCAGCCUCCGCCCUGCAGGCCGUCUCCCGCUUGCAGGGCUUGUGCUUGGGGGCGGCCAGCGUGACGGUGGCACUGGCCAGGCAGCAGACAGGCCGCGACCUGGUGGGUGGCCACAUGGAGGAUCCACAGCCUGACUGUCGCCCGGCCGUCGCCGACCUGUGAUGGCACUCCGCUCCGGUCGCCGUAGAGCCUAAGGAGCCUUGGCAGAGUGUUGCUGUGUGAGCGACUUUGGGCCCAGGUGUCUCCCGGUGGCCCAGCCUCCAUCACUGCCCGGGGCCUCCUGACGAGCAGGGAGUAGCGCACAGCCCACAGGUCCCGGCCCUGUUUCUCAGGGUCCCUCAGCCUGCUGGGUGUUUCCCCCAUGCUGGCUCCUCUCUGGGUACAUGCUGCUUGUCACAGCUCAGCGCUCGCGUCCGCAACGGAGAGCCGAUGUGACCAGCAGGUGGUGCCAUCUCACUGCUGUGUCCUCCUCGCCUUUCCAGCCUCACCCCUCCCUCGGGGUGAGUGAAAGGAGAGCACCCUUCACUCGCAUAGUUUUGUAGGAGGUACCGGCUGCGGAAAACGAGCUGUCCCAGCCUGCGUCACACUCAGUGACAGACGCUCACGCUGUCUGCCUAACGCCCUGUGCUUCUUGUUUUUGUUCUCUCCACUUUUCUGUUCCUAAAAAGCAAACUGGAUCUUAGCUGGACUGUACUUUCUAAACAGAGCGCUUUUGCAGUUGGUCCUGGGAAAAAGUCAAAGAGAGCGUUUAAGUGGGGAUUUUUUUUAAUGUACAUGCAUGAGAAACGUUAGUGUCUCACCAGCAGGUCUCCCUGGGCACGUUGUUACACCCCAGGAAGGCACGGCCUGCAUGCGCUUUCAAGAAAACCUUGAGAUGCCAGGGUCCCUUGCAAAAGCAUUUUCUCCUGGUUUUACGGUGAAAAUACUGUGCAGACGGCAGAAAGAAGAGCCUGCCCUGAGAUGCUCACAAGUGCAGGCUCCUUUCCCGAGGCGUCAUGAAUAAAACGAAGAGCAGAAAUAUCCUAAAAACAGGCCAAGACCUUUCCUUCGAGCUCCUGGGCUUACUCUUUGCCCCCUCAGUGCCCGCGUGGCUGCUUUCGCCUCGUCUGGCGCUCAGGUCUGACAUCAGAGGCUGAACCCGACCUUACCCAGAGCAGCGGUCUGGCUGUCUGACUCCUCAUGGUUUUUUGUUUUGUUGGUUUCUUGCCUUGUUUUUCCUUUCUUUUUUCCAUAAAAUGUCCCUGUUUGACACGUG